AUGAACUUUUUAUUGAUUUCUUUGAUCAUCUAAUUCAUAAGUUAUACGUUAGGAUUCACUAUAACUGAGAUCGAAGAGCCUCUAAGUUCGAUUAAAAUACAUCCAAAUGAACAUAGAACAUUAAUUUUAGAUGAUGCUAAAGAUGCUAUUCUAUUAUCAUAUAAUCAUAGUAGAGGUUGUGAAGUAACUCCAUUAUAACUCUAAUUUGAAACUCAAGAAUUCAGAAUCAUUCAACCAUAAGAUUUUACAGAAAAAGAUUUUGAAUCAGACACUAUUCUGAACUUUCGUUAAUUUGUGUCAAUGGUUCAUAUAAAAGAUGGCAUGUUAGCAAUUACUUCAGAUUCAAUUGCUUAUCUACUUAAAUUUAAUUAUAAUACUGUUUUUGAACAUGAUUUUGAAGAGAAAGGAUAAAAAUUUGCUAGAAUUUUAUGGAAAGCAGAUCUUCAAACAAUUGCCCCAUCUUUAGUUGCAAAAAAUGAAUUACCACAAUUAUUAUUUGCUCCUUCUUAUAAUUUAGCUUUUUUGUUAUUUAGUGAUAGUGCUUAACUAUUUAGUAUGGAAUAGAUGGAAUCAUAAACAACAUCACUUGAUGUAUAUUAGGUGACUGAUUGGAGAAAGAGAGGAUAUAGAGGAUUAACAAAAGAGAUAGAUGGUUUAGUAUUUAGUGCAGUUGGAAGAGAUGGAUUGGAUGUUUAUAAGAUUAUUUAAAAGGAUCUUAGAUUUAUAAAGAAUUUAAAGUUGAAAGAUUUUGGUUUGAAUUCUUCAAUAGAAAUAGUUGAUUUUGCUAUAGUAAAGCAUGGUAAAUUAGAUGGAUAUUAUUCAAUGUUUUUAUUGGAUAGGGAAUGUGGAUUAUUAUUAAUAGAUGUUCAUAAAGAUUAAUAUGUUAAUUUUGGAUUGAGAUCAUGGAUAAAUUUUUAAUCUGGAGGUAUAUCAGUAGAUACUAGAAAUGGUAGAAAUGUAUUUAUGGCUUAUUAAUCAAUGAAUCAUCAUUAUGUACUUGAAUACAAUGUAGAUUUAGAUAAUGGAAAUUCAUUUCAAAUAAGAAAAAAGAAGAUAGAUCAUAGAAUUAUUGAUUUAGAUGCCACAGAAGAUUUUGUUAUUGUAUAAGGUGUUAAUUAGCAUUUAAUUCUAUUUUCAAAUGGAUAUGAUUUUGUUAUGAAUAAUCAUCAAGAUUAAGUAUUUAAACAUUUAGGUUUAAGAGAUUUUGCUUUUUUUAAUUAAUCUUAUAAAUUGGAAGAUAUGGAUGAUAUUACUAAAGAAUACUAAUAUGAUGAUUUCUUUUUUGGAAUAACUGCAUAAAGUGCUUUUCUGACUAGAUUCUAGAUGUAACCAAUUAAAUUGAAUUGUUUCUAUCAUUAAACUGAUGGUAUUAUAAUUAAUAAAUAUUAAGUUGGAUAAAUUUUCACAUAUAUUCUCCAAUAUAAUACAACAGUAGAAGGUGUUUCAGAUCUGGUAGUAAGACAUACACAAAAGGUGAAUAUUGAGAUUGUGAAGACUUAUUUUUAUGAGGCAGAAUAUUACUUAUUAUAUUCAAUUGGUUUUUUGUUAGGAUCAGUGUUGUUAAUGGGAUUGGGAUAUAUAGGCUAUUGGUUUUAUAGUAAUAAAAGGGAACAUUAGAUAUUGGUGGAAUAUAUUGAGAAAACAGCUAGGGAGAAGGGAAUAAAGUAGAUUAAUGGAUCAACUAUUUAGAAAGGAGACGAAACUUCAGUUUUUUAAUAAAAUAAAUCUAUGUUAUCCUGAU
Molecule: messenger RNA, 1741 nt
Organism: Paramecium pentaurelia
Lineage: Eukaryota; Ciliophora; Oligohymenophorea; Peniculida; Parameciidae
Source: the annotation of a GenBank genome assembly